This is a messenger RNA of Penicillium egyptiacum, 1365 nucleotides long. NCBI's taxonomy places the organism in Eukaryota, Fungi, Ascomycota, Eurotiomycetes, Eurotiales, Aspergillaceae. The record is from the annotation of a GenBank genome assembly.
AUGCAACCAAAUCACUGCGACCUGCUGGGUCAGGUGCGCGAGCCUAGAGCCGCAAGUCGGAUGACGCGUGUUGGCCAUCAGCCGCUUCGAGAUAACGGUCAGCCCCAGCCAUCCGGUGCGGCGCCCAUGAGAUCAGAGGACUCUUGGAUCGAUGUCUCCUCGCAACCGUCCUCUUCGUCUUUCUCUUCCGCUGCCACGAACGAAGAUAUAAUUACCACCGGCUUACAGGUCGAGCAUGGCGAAGGGGGAGCACACCGGCGCCGCAAUCGGCGACGCCGUCUACAACAUCUUGCUGCUAUCACCACAGCCCAGGUGGACUAUGCAUCGCGCGAUGCCAGCCAAGCCAGUAGCAGUCAAGAGGAAUAUGAGGAGAGCGAAAGCGAGUCUGAUCGCGUUCUCAGCAGCUCAAAUGAAGAUAUGAUCCCCCCAACGCUCCCAGCUGCAAUAUCUGCGCCACCCUCCUCAGGUUCAGAUGCUGCCUCCAGCGAUGAUGAGGAUGAUACUUCUACUGCCCUAGGGAUGGGCAUCAGCCCAUCGCCUUUCGUACCUCAACCAAACAUAUUCACACACCCACCAGCAAGGUCAGAACCCGGAUGGACUGCGCGACGCUCUCAACCCAAUUUCCCGUCUACCUCUAGUCACCGUGCCUCUCGAAGAGGAUCUUACCCUAGCCCACAAUCAUCGCGGAGAACUCAAUACCAACACAGCCCUUACAAUAUGAUCUCUCCUUCUCAUCAUGCCGACCACGAUGCCGCCCUUCGUGCCAGCCUAUCAACACUUCUUUCAUGUGCGGCUGCCGCCAGAGGCCUUCCAAAGAAUGAUAAUCGACCGUCACCUACCCCGGCUGCUCCAUCUGGAGGCGGGCAACCCGCUUCAUUCCGGCUAGUGGGUGCAUCAGUUGCUAUGGGAGAGGAGAGCAGCGACGAAGAGACCUCAUCCUCGCCGCGGUAUCCAGAAUCAAGUCCAUCAAUAGGAGCACCACAGAGACACGUAAGAGCGCCAGCGGUGUCAUCUGACCCAGCUUCAUCCAAAGCAAAGCGUCGUUCAAGUUCCCCUAAAGACCGUGGUACUGCCUCGAAGAAGAGUCGUCGCGUGAGCAUGACAGAUCCAAGGGCGACUGUCAGCCCCACGAUCAUGACAUGGGUCAUCAGCGCCGGGGUUGUCGUUCUAUUCUCUGCAAUCAGCUUUUCGGCGGGGUAUAUGAUCGGCCGUGAGGUCGGGCGAGCUGAGGUGGGAAUGAUGGGAGAUGGUGUUCCUGGCCCUCGGCCAUCAGUAGGGUGUGGCCAAGAAGCGGUCCGCGGCGGACUCCGAAAACUGCGUUGGGGAUCUGCGGCUGCAGGAUCUGCCAGUCUUGCAUCAAUGUAA